This is a messenger RNA of Vespa mandarinia (Asian giant hornet), 1350 nucleotides long. RefSeq lists its product as uncharacterized. Gene Ontology annotation, molecular function: RNA polymerase II cis-regulatory region sequence-specific DNA binding; DNA-binding transcription repressor activity, RNA polymerase II-specific; zinc ion binding. Gene Ontology annotation, cellular component: nucleus; nucleoplasm. Gene Ontology annotation, biological process: regulation of transcription by RNA polymerase II. NCBI's taxonomy places the organism in Eukaryota, Metazoa, Arthropoda, Insecta, Hymenoptera, Vespidae. The record is from RefSeq and is a predicted model, not a curated record.
GAGGAGGAGGAGGGGGUGGCGAAACCUUCGGAGGAUUAUCGGGGAUGCUACGUCAGAUACUCUCACCGUCGCCUUCACCCGAGACGGGAGAGGCCGGUAUGACGGCGAUCGGUUGUAAUUUUCUCCAGGCAAAUUCGAUCUUUUCGAAUCAAUCGUCGAUGAUGCCAUCGACCUUAUCCUCAGCGACAUUGCAAACGAUACCAUCUCAUCUCUCGAUGAUCUAUCCGGAUCAAGGUGGUCUUCUGAUGGAUCAGUCGCAGCUCGUCCUCCCGGAGUCCCAUUCCUGUCCUACCUGUGGCCUUGAGUUUCGUAGCGCUCUGAAGUUAAAUUAUCACGUGAAAACGAGUCACCCAAGGCCGCCGGAGUACGAGCAACAAAACGUCGAAAUUACGGCGAGAUACUCGUGCUCCGUCUGCCCAAGGAGUUUCUUCGUUCUUGCGCACCUAAGAAUGCACGAGACGACGCACGAGAUCGCACCACAUUCCUCAUCGGUGUUAGGUGCAUCUUCGUCGAACGUGCCUACCUCUCGCGGUGCAAAUUCUGCUACCGGAUUGAUGUCCGGCAUGUCCGUCGUUGUACCUGCCGGUGCUGCUGCUACAGGCAAUGUAGAGAAAACCUUUGGCUGUGAUCGUUGUCCAGCAAGUUUUCGAUACCGUACACUAUUGGAACGUCAUAGAAGGAUGCACGAACUCGGACAAGAGAAACCUUACUCUUGUCCAAGAUGUCUCAUGCGUUUCGAGACACGUAAUCUUUACAAUCAUCAUGCUAAAACUCACAAGCCUAGCAUCGAUAUCAACGACAGACUCACAGCAGACAGCAAUGCGGUCUCUUUAACAGAUCCUACCCUUACGGUUACCGGGACUAACCCUUCUAUUGUCGGUUGUCCUCCAUCUACAACGGUUGUCGCUGCUAAUGCCAACAAAUCGUUGACAACGGCCUCUUAUCCUUGCGACUCCUGUUCGAAACAAUUUGCCACCAUUGAAUCCCUCACCAGUCAUAAGGCUGUACAUAGAUCCAGGCCAUUGGUUUGCGAUGUUUGUGGAAAGGGUUUCACUCAUCGCAAAUAUUACGUCGUUCAUCAACGCAUUCACACCGGCGAGAGGCCUUAUUUAUGCGCUAUGUGUGGUAAAUCAUUUACUCAAGCGUCCACCCUCACGGUUCAUCGUCGAUAUCAUACUGGAGAACGACCAUAUACUUGUACGCUUUGUGGGAAGGGAUUCGUUACGAGAACUAUCAUGCUCAAUCAUAUGAAGAAACAUUGAAAAGGAUAUUCUAUCUAAAGAGUUGUUUCUCGUGAUAGCUUAUAAUGAAAAUAGCGCGUUGAGGAUCUCUUUAUUAUAUAUAUAUAUA